UCGUUGGCGCUGUGCUGUCUGCUGGACAAAAUAACGCAACAGUGAAAAACUGGUUGAUUUUGUGUCGAUUCACGAAUGUGCCAGAGUUUUACAUAGACCAGUGGUGCACACGAGGUGAACAGAGUGUAUAUAAAACGGCAUAUCAGCAGUGACAGCGCUGUCAUUCGCCGGCAGUGCUUACAACUGUGUGUGCAAACGAGUUGAUGCGCGCGAAACACCAGCAGAAGUAGCAGCAGCAGCGGAAUAAAACGAAAACGUCAAGUAACAAAGAAAGAAAUACCUACAAAGAGUACUGAAAACGCCAACUAGGUGCGCCUACCUGCUGGCUGCAGUUAAUUGACUGCCAAGUGACUACAGUUGAGGAAUUAAAUCGGAAAGUGAAAAUUGUGUGGUGAAGGAGUUAGAAUUAAACGUUAGUACCGCGCUAAAAAUAUAUUUAUUUUUAAUAACUAACUUGCCACAGGCUGGUUCUUUGUCUUUUGCAAGUGCGCGCAGUUUGAUAGGCACUGUAUUUACCAGCCAGCGCGCCAGUGUUUACGGCUGAUAGAAGUGGUGGACAGUGAUUUUGUGACUUUAUUUUAAAUUUUCUGUGUAUUUUCAUAUCCAAACAGCUGCCUUGUGUGCUGCGUUGUUUGUUUUCAUUAUUGCAUUUUGUUUUACAUACUUACGCGUUGAUAUAUUUUGGGCGCUGCCGCGAUUCUACGAGCGCAGUUGCGCGUGUGAACAACGUGCGCUCCAGUUUUGUGCAGAAGAAGAAGCAGCAGCAGCUGCUGUUGUUGAGGGGUAGUAGUAGUGGAAUAAAGAAAAGCAAAGCAGAUGCACGACAAAAACAAAACUAAAUUUUUUUUAGUAGGUUAUAAACAAUGAGACUGACAUAAAUAAUAACAUAGAACAGUUUCUUCAUAACAAAAAUUAGAAAACAUACAAAAAUAGAGCUAAAAACUGUGCGUGCGAGAAAUAUAAGAAUAGUUACCUAAAAUAGUGUGAAAUUGCAACUAGUGCAUUUGACAAGCGUCAGCAGAAAAUUAUACAAAAACAAUACCAACAACACAGGCCAACAAGUGCAAAAAAGACAAAAAUGGAUGCAGACAACAAAAAACCAUUUAAGAUCAAGGAUGUCACGCGAAAUAUUAAGAAGGCCGUCGUCGCUGGCACGCUGGAGGAGUUGCGCUCCAAAGUGGGCGAAAAAUUCGAACAUGUCGAUGAUCAGCUACCGACCAUACAUUUGGAUUCCGAUGGCACUGAAAUUGAUGAUGAGGAGUAUUUUCGUACGUUAGAUGAGAAUACGGAGUUGAUUGCGGUAUUUCCAGGCGAACAUUGGAUUGAUCCCACCAACUAUGUUACCAUAACCAGUCAUCAUCGUGGCAGCAAUAGCGGUAUUGUUGGUGUUGGUGGUGGCGGUGGUGUUGGCGUUGGCGUCGGCGGCGGUGGCAUGGAGCCACCCGGUGAUACCACCGAUGCCGCAGCUGAGACCGCUCGUAUAAAACAGCUAGUGGGACAACUGCAAAAUAACCUGUGUAAUGUAUCGGUGUUGAGUGAUCCGGAUUUGGAUUCUUUAUCGAAUAUGGAUCCCAAUUCAUUGGUGGAUAUAACGGGCAAGGACUUCAUGGAGCAAUUGAAGGAUUCAGGCAGACCAUUGUGUGCAAAGCGAAACGCUGAGGACCGAAUUAACUUGUUAAAGCUGUUGCGCGAGGGUGCCAUCUUUUGUUCGGAACGUUAUCCGGAGGAUGCUGAAGCUAUCGAUAUGGAGAUCAGUCGGCAAUUGAAUAUGGAUGUAGCGCAAACAACAACAACAGUAACAACAAACACGAACACAACAACAACUAUAACAGCGAACACAACCACGGUAAAUAUCGGUGGACUAAUGGCCCAUCAACAGCAGCAGCAACAACAACAACAGACUAAUACAAUAAACAAGACAAUCGAACAAGUGCAAAAUGUAGCAGCAGUGGCAGUAGCAGCAGCUAAACGCAGAGCAACAAUGGAGGCACAAAUGACCUCAGUCGAUGUGGUGACCAUUGUGGAGACGCAUGUAGCGGCGACGGCGGCGGCGGCGGCAGUGGCAACAACAAAUACAAAAAACAAUAAUCAGCAAAAGACGACGACAGCUGGCGGUAACAACAAUAAUAAAACAAACGAUAUAUGACUACCGAUUUUUAGUAGUAUAACUUGAAAUUUAGAGAGCGCAUGCAAGGAGAAAGGUUAAGCGACGCGUGAAAGGCGAAUUGUAUGUACCUAAAUGGCGCGGCAGCAGCGAAUGCUGGGGGCCUGACAAAUUAUAUUGUAAUCAAGCGGCAAAUCAAUGAACUAUAAUGUAUGCAAUUGAAAUUUAACUUAUGGUUUGUGUGUAUACUUAUGUUGAUAAAAAAAAAAAAAAACAAUAAAAAAAGGAAAUAAUGAAUUUUUGGGCAAUAGCAUGCUCACCGGGCUUUAGCGAGAAGUGUGGGCAGAUAGGCGACCGAAAAGGCAGAAAUAAAAAAUGCUGAAUAGCAUUAAAAUUUUUCAAAUAAGUAACUAGAGAAGACUACGAAAAAAAAACAGUAGCACAGCACUCAUAGCGCCAGUCGAGUUAUUGUUUUAAUGAAUAAAAAAUAAAUAAAUAAGAAUCGAUAACUCCGUAAAAUUUAAGAAAACUGUGGUAGCAGCUUAUUUAAAUGAAAAAUAUUUCGCACUUGUAUUUUUAGCUUUUUUCACAAUAUAACUCGAAAUUUCACUCAAAAAUAAACAAAUAUUAAUACGUGUACAAACAAACACCACUCACUACUCAAUAUAAACUUCACGCGUGCAUUUUAACUUUUUCAGCACUAACAUACUCAUUAAGAAGCACUCGAAUAAUAUAUAUAUCACUCACUUUUAUACUGAAGUAAUACCAACUGGCUCAAGUUGUUAUAUUCAUAUUUUGAUUUUAUUUAUAUUUUACUUGAAAAUGUGAAGUUCUUUUUAAUUUUCGCAAUUACGAGUCACUCAAUAUAAACCCUGAACGCGAGAUUUAAUUUUAUUUGGCGCCACUCGAACACAAUAUCACUCACUUUUGUACACAAAAUCACUGAAGUCAUUAUCUUAAUUUUUGCAUUUCGUUUAGUUGUAACUCAAAAAUUAAUAGUUAAUUUAAUUUUCGCAAUUCACUCAACAUUAUUCGCUCAAAGUUAUUCACUCAACAAAGACUUCUUUCGUGCAUUUAAAUUUUGGCCAUACCAUUAUCAUUAAGAUGCACUCGAACAUAAUACUACUCAAUUUUAUACUCACAAAAGACAAAAACUCACUCAAGUUAUUAUGUCCAUUUGAAGUUAAGGACAUACCAUUUAAAUUAUUUUACCAAUAUGUAUAAUUAAAGUAGUAAGCAUUCAUUAAAUGUUCAGAAAUUUAUAGUUUCAUUCAAUUUUGGCAAAACACUCAAUCAAAAUGCACUCAAUUAUAUCCACUCAAUGUAAAUUUCACUCGGACAUUUACUAUUAAUAUGCACUUGAACAUAAUAUUACUCAGUUUUUCAUACUCAGUAGACACAAACUCACUCAAGUCACUAUCUACACUUUUGCAUUUUAAUGUUAAGAAAUUCCAUCUAAAUUGUAUUUUUAAUUUUUGCAGGAAUUCAUUUAUUAUUAAAAAAUGUAAACAUAUUUGCCUUUUAUUUUCGCAAUUAGCUCAAUAAAAAAGAUCACUCAUUGAUAUUGGAAACAAAAGCUGUUUGAAUUGUGCAUUAAAUUUUGACCGGAAUUAUAAAUUUUUAUGCUCGAAAUAAACUCAGAUUAUUAUUUACUCACAAUAUUGCAAAAAUUUCAUUAAAAAAUGUUCCCGAUUUUUUUUUUUUAAAUUUGUAAAGGAUUAAAAAAGAAAUGUGCACCUCUAUUGUUAUUAAUUUUCAUAAUUGUUUUUCGCCAUAUGGAUUUUAUUCAGUUUCCGCUCAGUUUGUAGAAACAUUGUUGGCAUGUUAUUAAAUGCAGUCUCCAAUCUAAGCGUUAAAAAAUUUAAUUUACGAAAAAUACUCAAUCGAAGUUCACUCAAUAAUAUUAAAAAAACACUACUCUAUUUGUGCAUAUGGACUAUUUGUUAUGAUUAAAAUAUUCUCUAGUAUAUUAGUUAAAAUAAACUAAAAAUUCAACUCAAAAAUUCAGUUCAAAAAUUUAACUUAAAAAUUUAACUCAAAAAUUCACUCAACGCUUUUUUCGGAACUUGAGUAAUUUUUGAGGGCAUAUAAACUAAAUACCUUCCCUAUCUAUCAUUUUUUGUCUUUUACACAUUUCCCACUUUUUUGUAGACACUUUAUUGUUGGUAAGUUAUAAUAGCACUAUUUUGAGUCAAGAGGCAUGACAUUUUUACUGGCGCUAAAAUUUACUAAUUCAGCCACACAAAAUAUCAGUCAAAGCACAUGAGUAUUUCAACGCACAUUUUCACUCAAAGCACAUGUGUAUAUCUCAUACUUAAUUAAGUGUCAAACUCACUCAUUCGUGUCUAAUAUCACUCAAAAUAUUACGAUACGAGUGACAAGUGUUUUAAUGUUAAAUGUUUAAAAAGUAAACGAAAUCGUGGCGGGCAAAAAAAUGAAGCGAAAAGAGACAAAAUAAAAAAAAGUCAGCGAGAGAAGUGGUAACAAAAAAAAACGUAAAGAAAUGAUAUAAACGCUACGUAAAGUAAUGACUACGUAACUUCAUGCAGUAAAGAUUUUGCAAUUUUACAAUCACGCUCAUGCUUAUACAUAACUAUAUAUAUACAAACUUACAUAUAUUCAUUGCAACCCUGAAACGACCAAAAUUUGAAACGAAAAAAAAACAAAAAAAAAACUUAACGAAUGAAAGAGAAAAAAUUGUCUAAAAAAUCAGCAGCGACAAGUACGUAAUAAACUUAUGUUAACUGAACUUAAAUACAUAUACAAAAUAUCUAAAAUAAAAAAAGGAAAAUUCAAUUUUAUUCUAUGCAUACAUACAUAUGUAUACUUAUGUGCGUAUGCGUUACUUAAAGAACUUCCAAAAACUUAACAAAAAAUUUAAAACAGUCAAGAAACUUUAAUGUAACAGCCGCCAGUCGUAAAGUCAGGCUUGUGCUCUAAGCUUAAAUUAAGGAGAAAGGAUCGAAACAAAUUAACGACUUUUGAAAAAAAAGCAGCUAAAUAAAGUAAUUGUAAGCGUACUCGUAUGAGUUAAGUUAGAUGUCUGUAAACGAAAGUUAACGUAACGUAAAUGUUAAAGGAAAACGUAAGGCAGGUAUAAAAAACAAAAACAGAAACAAAAGUGAAACACAGAAGAAACCUACAUAGAUGAAAAGGAACAGCGAGGCGCUGAAAUUGAAGAAGAUCUAUGAUCAACAUAAGUAAAUUAAAAAUUUAGUAUAGAAAUCGGCAGUCAAUAAAAUAAACGCAAGUAGAGAGCAUGCGCUUGUAGUUGAAAAUUCAAGAUUAAAUAAAACGGCAAAUAAAUGCAUAGAAAUUGA
This is a messenger RNA of Rhagoletis pomonella (apple maggot), 5424 nucleotides long. RefSeq names its product DNA fragmentation factor subunit alpha-like. Bases 1079 to 2146 code for a protein of 355 amino acids. Gene Ontology annotation, biological process: regulation of apoptotic process; apoptotic process. The record is from RefSeq and is a predicted model, not a curated record. The transcript has 5 exons. Lineage: Eukaryota; Metazoa; Arthropoda; Insecta; Diptera; Tephritidae.